This is a messenger RNA of Coregonus clupeaformis (lake whitefish), 1344 nucleotides long. RefSeq names its product transmembrane protein 125-like. The transcript is spliced from 2 exons. The coding region runs from base 664 to 1344 and encodes 226 amino acids. Lineage: Eukaryota; Metazoa; Chordata; Actinopteri; Salmoniformes; Salmonidae. The record is from RefSeq and is a predicted model, not a curated record.
UCCCCUCCCUCUCUCAUCUCUCCCCCCUCCCUCACUCCCUCCCUGUCUCUCUUCCCCUCUCUCUCUCUCUCCACCCACCACGCCAACUCUACCCAGAACAUCCCAGCCUCAUCCCCAGGCCCCUGCCUGCCUCCAGCCCCUAGCAGCACCAGCCUCACAGCCUCACAGCCCCCAUGGCACUUGGCACUGAUUCCCACCACAAGGACAGAUGGUGCCAACCCUGACCUCUCUCCUCGCCCGCGGGGACCACACCGCCACAGAGGGACCGCCCACUGACAGGAAGAGGAAGAGGAGGGAGCUCCGUCACCACGGCAACCCCUAGCCCCACAUCCUCCCCAAGGGCCUCAGAUAAACACAUUCACACAGUAGGACCUCGGUAUCUAUCAGGCUCCAUCCUGGUCCCAUAGCUCUGAGGGUUCAGUGAAGGGCUGUCCUCUCAGGCUGCAGUGGAUUACCUGUGAUCCACAAAGAAUACCUGUAAUCCAGUGAGAAGGAACUGUGAUCCGGAGAGAGGCCCAGUGAUCGAUCCACUAAGGGCUGCUGUGAUCCACUGAGGACUGAGUUUCAGAGAGAAGGAACUAUGAUCCAGCACUGAGUGAUCCAGGUUGUGUCCUGUUAGUGUUCUGCUGUGGUGAGCGUGGCCGUCAGGCUGGGAGGAUCAGGAUGCCAGAGCUGGAGGACUUCCCCCCGAUGCGGGGUAACCAGCCGUCCGGUCCCGACCCGGUCCAGAUCCAGCGCAGCAUACUGGACGAGCAGGUGGAGCUGUGGUGGUUCCGCGACCCGGCAAAGUCUCUGCUGUGCUACUCCGUCGCCGUCCUAAUCAUCCUGGGCUGCGGCCUGGGGGGCAUCCUCCUCCUCUCCACCACUACCAGCUUCUCCAGUGACUGGCGCAUGGGAGCGGGCAUGGCUCUGUGUCUCUUAGCCCUGGCCGUCCUCCUCAAACAGCUCCUGAGCUCCGCCGUGCAGGACAUGAACUGCGUCCGCAGCCGGAGGCGGAUCGAUAUCCUGAAGAGCGGAGGGCUGUCUGAUCUGUUAGUGGUUCUCAUCACAGGGCUGUGUCUGGUGGUCUGUGGGGCUGUACUGCUGAAGCUGGCACUAGGGCACCACAUGCCCAAGCCUGGCGUAGCCCUUAAUGAUAUGUACAUCUCUGGGGUGGUGUUGUUAGCUGGAGGGGGGGCAGCGGUGGUGGGGGUGGGGGUGUACACGGGGGUGGUGUUGCUGUUGGAGAGGACGUGGCCGGGACAAAGGUUCAGGGAUAGGGCCGUGGGGGUGUUCACUAUCUUUGGACGACACAUGGACCAGGGUAGGAGGGAGACCACCUCUAGCCUGGCUAACCUCAUCUGA